AUGGAGGUUCCUGGACCUCUGCUGGAUGCAUUCAUUUACUACAUCACAGUUAUAGCUGUUUGUGAAGGAGCACGACACGUGGCAGACCGUCUUUUCGACAAAAAAGGAAAUGUUCAUCGGUUCAUUAUUGAAUUUCUAGGAACACUUCAGGUUACUACAACAAUUUAUGAAAAUGCUGUUAUCGAUAUUCAUCUCGGUCGCCAAGCAUUUGCAUUCACUCUUUUUAGUAUGGGAAUUGUUUUUGCUCUCUGUAAUCGCACUGCUUUCUGUAGUCCGUUGGCACCAAUUGAACAAUUCCUUUUUGGAAGACUUCGAUUAUCCGAACUGAUUCAAACUCUCGUUGCUCAGUUUUCUGCUGGUUAUUUUGCAUUCAGUUUCGCUAGAACUAUCUGGCUUCGAGCCUACAGUACAACUGACGCUCACUCGAAUAUUCUUGGAUUAAUGGAGUCUUGUGGAUUCAAUCAUCCAUAUCCAAUUUACUAUCAUUUGGCAUUUGAACUAAUUGGAACAUUCAUCGUUAGACACGUUUUGACACGUGCUACUUCAGAAUCUCGUGAUUCGAGAAUUCGAUUCGUUUUCCCUGCUCUUUUCAUGGCUGCCGUUUUCACAGGAACUGUGACAUUCGUUGGAGAUCAAGCACUUGAUCCAUUGGUAGCUUCAACACUUUUCUAUGGAUGUAGAGGAUUGAGUUUUGAGAACUUUAUGUUUGUUUAUUGGAUCGCUCCAACCAUCGGCUGGAUGGCAUCAGCUUACUGGGAUUCAUUAGGAGAAGAGGAUGCGAAAAAGAAAGCUGCGAAGGAGAAGAAAGCAGAAAAGAAACGGGUGAAGAAAAAUGAAUAA
Molecule: messenger RNA, 840 nt
Organism: Caenorhabditis remanei
Lineage: Eukaryota; Metazoa; Nematoda; Chromadorea; Rhabditida; Rhabditidae
Exons: 6
Coding region: 1-840 (279 amino acids)
Cellular component (GO): cytoplasm
Molecular function (GO): channel activity
Source: RefSeq, a predicted model, not a curated record